AUGACCAAGGCACUGAUGCAGCAGGCAGCCCAGAUGUGCAAGCGGGAGCAUGAGGAGGAGAUCGAAGAGCUUGGUCUUCUCCCGCCCUCACACAAUAUCGACCCCCUCAACCCGCCUCUCACCAUUGCCGAGUACGAGGCCAUGGAGAAGGACCUCUCCAAGUAUUUGCUCUACAUGGCCGCCCUCUCGGCCGCCGUGGGCUCGCUGCCCAAGUCCCUUGGCCUGUCUUCGCCGCUCAAGUUCCUCGUGGUCGGCCCAGGUCUGGGUCGGCUCAUCACGUUCUGCCUCGAUGCCGCGACGUCACACGGCCGCAGUGGGGUCGUGCACGUUCUCGAAGCGAAUCCCCGGGCCGUAGGUUUCCUGGAGGAACGGUUCGCGGCAGAGGUGGCCGCCGGCCAGGUUGUGCUCCACGAAGCCUUCAUCCUGCGCAACACCACCGAGCCGCAGGAUCUGCCGAAAUCACUCGCCGGCCACGUGCACUCGUUCAACAUCAUCGCGAUCACGAUUCCCGAUCGGUGGAAAACCUACCUGGCGCCGAUUUACUGCCCCUCGAUCUACGCGCACAUUGCGUCCAAGGGGGACAGCAACGACACUCAAAACCAAAGGCACUCCAGCAUGGCCCACGUAACCGCCAUUCCUGCGGACGCUGUGCUGUUGGGACCCUCGCGGCUGCUCUACUCGGCGUCGUGCGUAGAGCCACCGACCAGCGUCUACGCGGGCGAGAUCCGGUGGAAGGUGGACGUCGAGUCGACGACUGGCCCCGCUCGGGAUCGGUCGAGCGACGUCGUGGUUCACGGGUUCGUGGGCCACUUCACGUGCCAUCUGUUCGGCGGCAUCAAGCUCGACACCCGGCACGGGUCGGCCGCGCGAAACACCUUCCACUGGGAGUCGAUGUUCUUCCCCCUGAGCACGCCGGUGGACCUCGGCAGCAACCGCAGGGGUGGCAGCUGCCGGACGACGAUCGGCGUGCGACUCGAACGACGCAGCGCGGUCAAACAGUCGGCUCUGGCCAGCGGCCCGGCCGACCUGCACGCCAUUUGGUACGAGUGGCGCCUGCUCUCCGACGACGAUGACGACCGGCCCGCGAUCGCUGGCAAUUCCCUCCCGCACAAUCCGGAUGGCCGAUUCCAAUCCCUCUAUCUGUGA
Molecule: messenger RNA, 1146 nt
Organism: Acanthamoeba castellanii str. Neff
Lineage: Eukaryota; Discosea; Longamoebia; Acanthamoebidae
Product: methyltransferase, putative
Exons: 7
Coding region: 1-1146 (381 amino acids)
Biological process (GO): regulation of DNA-templated transcription
Cellular component (GO): nucleus; cytosol
Source: RefSeq, a predicted model, not a curated record